AGAGAGAGAGAGAGAGAGAGAGGAAGGGAGCCGGGGCAGGAGAGGGAAAAGGGAGAAGAAGGAAGAGAACAUAAAAAUUGGAGCAGCACGAUAAAUAGAAGCACGAGAAGAGACACAGAGAGAGAGAGAGAGAGAGAGAGAGAGAGAGAGAGAGAGAGAGAGAGAGAGAGAGAGAGAGAGAGGAAGGGAGCCGGGGCAGGAGAGGGAAAAGGGAGAAGAAGGAAGAGAACAUAAAAAUUGGAGCAGCACGAUAAAGAGAAGCACGAGGAGAGAGAGAAGAAAGAAAGAGAGGAGACAAAGGAGCAACAAGAGGGGUAAGAGGAAAUGAAAGGGAGGGGCUGGAGCAAGAAGGCGAUCAGAAGGACAAGAGAGCGAGGAGGAGGAAGGAACAAGGAGGAAGAAGAGCCGGAAGAAGAGGAAGAGGAGGAAGAGGAGGAAGAGGAGGAAGAGGAGCAGGAGGAGGAGGAGGAGGCAAAUUGUAUGACAACGGAGACCACUGCGAUGAGAAGAGUAGGGACAGAAAAGGAGGAGGAAGAAAAGGAGGAGGAGGAGGAGGAGGAGGAAGAAAAGGAGGAGGAGGAGGAGGAGGAGGAGNAGGAGGAGGAGAAGGAAGACGAAGAGGAGGAGAAGGAAGAUGAGGAGGAGGAGAAGGAAGAUGAGGAGGAGGAGAAGGAGAAGGAAGCUGAGGAGGAGGAGGAGAAGGAGGAGAAGGGAGAUGAAGAUGAGGAGGAGGAGGAGAAGGAAGACGAGGAGGAGGAGAAGGAGAAGGAAGAUGAGGAGGAGGAGGAGGAGGAGGAGGAGGAGGAGGAGGAGGAGGGAGAUGAAGAGGAGGCAGAACAGCAAAGAUGACCGCGGAAGAGGGGAGGGGAGGAAGCACAGGAGAGGAGGAGGAGGAGAUCGUAAAAGAGAGAGACGAUCAAACACACCUCGAGCGGCGGGAAAUUCCAAAUACUGGCGGGAAAUUCCAAAUGGUGGCGGGAAAUUCCGAAUAGUGGCGGGGAAAAAAAAAAAAAGGGGGGGGAAAAAAAAAAAAAAAAAAGGGGGGGGGGGGGGGGGGGGGGGGGGGGGGGGGGGGGGGGGGGGGGGGGGGGGGGGGGGGGGGGGGGGGGCGGGCGAAAUGGCAGAGCAGAGCACGUGCAAUUCUCUCACAAAACGACAAGAAACAGACGGCAAUUUCCGAGAAGAGGGAGGAGGGAGUGAUGAUCCUCUCCUCAGCUGUUUUCGGACGUGCUCGAGCGGAGCGGAGCGAAGCGAAGAGAGAUGGCUUGAGUGCGAUGAAACUGAGAGGGGCGCGGUGGGGGCGGGGGGGCCGCGCAAUGGCGCCAAAAUAACGCGUGCAAUUCUCUCAGCAAACGGCGGCAAAUUUCCAAAACGCAGCAGCGAUGAAGCUGUCAACUGUCGUGAGAUGCUCGAGCGGAGCGGAGCGAAGCGGAAGGAAGCGGAAUGAAGCGGAGCGGAGCGA
Chara braunii is the source of this 1462-nucleotide messenger RNA. NCBI's taxonomy places the organism in Eukaryota, Viridiplantae, Streptophyta, Charophyceae, Charales, Characeae. The record is from the annotation of a GenBank genome assembly.